Messenger RNA from Tarenaya hassleriana, 1200 nucleotides. RefSeq lists its product as uncharacterized. Gene Ontology annotation, molecular function: zinc ion binding. Bases 1 to 1200 code for a protein of 399 amino acids. Lineage: Eukaryota; Viridiplantae; Streptophyta; Magnoliopsida; Brassicales; Cleomaceae. The record is from RefSeq and is a predicted model, not a curated record. The transcript has 2 exons.
AUGCGGAAAGUGAUCGCCGUAGACGCGACAUCUCUUAAAACAUCAUACAAAGGAUUCUUGAUUGUCGCCACAGCCCAAGACGGUAACCGAAAUCUGUAUCCUCUAGCUUGGGGGAUAGUUGAUACAGAAAAUGAUGCUUCAUGGAAUUGGUUUAUGAAAAAAUUGGUAGAAGUGAUUCCUGAUAGCAAUGACAUGGUUGUGAUCUCCGAUCGACAUCAAAGCAUAUCAAAUGUUGUUCGUGAUGUGUACAAAAGAGCUAAACAUGCAUAUUGUGCAUAUCACAUCUCCCAAAACAUCAAGACACUAGUGAACAAAGGAGUACGAGGUAAAAGGAACAAAAAUGGAGAUAGUGUUGCUGGGAUGUUCUAUAAAUGUGCUGAGAGUUACAUAGAAAAAGAGUUCACCAUUCUGUGGGGUGAAUUCUGCGACAGGUUUCCGAAAGUUGCUGAAUAUUUGAAGAAGAGUGUUGAACCUGUUAAAUGGGCAAGAUGUUAUUUUCCGGGAGAAAGAUACAACCUAUUGACAACUAAUGGUGCGGAGACAAUCAAUUCUGUAUUGAGGAAGGCGAGAACGUUACCUUUGCUCGGUUUGAUUGACGUGAUUGUGGAUAAAACAGUGGAAUGGUGGUGUAAACGCAGGACACGCGCAUUUUCAAGUACACAACAACUAACACCAUAUGUGGAGAAAGAAUUGCAUAAGCGGUAUAGAUCUUCCAAGGUAUUUACUAUUCGAGAGAUAAAUCGCAAUUGGAAAGAAUACGAAGUCACUGAUGAUAGUGGGAAAACAUAUUUCGUUGAUCUACAAAAGAAGUCUUGCGAUUGCAGAGAGUGGGAUGUUGAUAAAUAUCCAUGUUCUCAUGCAAUAAAAGCUGUGCAUGAACAUGGUGAAAAAGACAAGUUAUUUGACUAUUGUUCACCAUACUAUACAAGGGCAACAUGGGAAUGGGCGUAUGUUGAUAGCAUAUAUCCAGUAUCUGAUAUUUCUCACUGGAAUAUCCUUGAGCAUGUAGCGGAGAUGAAAGUGGAUCCUCCUAUUUUAAGACAACGAGGUGUUGGUCGACCGAUAACGAGUCGAAUCAAAAGUGCCGGAGAAAAACGGCGAAAGAAAAGAAGAUCAAGGAUGACUCCAUGUGAUUCAGAUGACUCAAAUGGGACACAGUCAAACAAAAGGAAGAAGACGGGAAAAGCAAUGGAGAUAUAG